Molecule: messenger RNA, 1331 nt
Organism: Acipenser ruthenus (sterlet)
Lineage: Eukaryota; Metazoa; Chordata; Actinopteri; Acipenseriformes; Acipenseridae
Product: kazal-type serine protease inhibitor domain-containing protein 1-like
Exons: 4
Coding region: 438-1331 (297 amino acids)
Biological process (GO): regulation of cell growth; regulation of signal transduction
Cellular component (GO): extracellular region
Molecular function (GO): insulin-like growth factor binding
Source: RefSeq, a predicted model, not a curated record
AAAAGAUUACCUCUUUUAUUUCUAAACUAAUCUUUCAGCCGCUCGUCUUUCAAGCAAAUACUUCAUUUCAACUUUCAUCUUACCAGGAAGAUUUCAGACGUUUCGAUGCAGUUCACCGUCUUUCUGUGGAGGAAUGUGAUUGAUGUCCCUGAUGGUUACUGAUGGAGUUUGUGUUUCUACUCGUGCAGCUUAACCUGGAAACAGCAAGGGACAACAUGCAGUAAAACAAUACAUCAGAUUUUCUUUCUGCGCUCCUUCCAUAUCAGCUUUUCAAGGCACGGUAGAGUACAACACUACAUCUGAAAGGUUGAUGAAAACUUCGAGGCUGCGAGUACAUUGCAUACGUCUUCGGGAAUCAAGUUCCAUAGCAGCUAAUAACACAGUUUUUUUGUAAGAGAAUAAGGGAUAGCGUUGUGUCGCUGUCACUCUGGUUCCCUAUGUCCCUGGUAAUCACUCUCACUCUGCUUCUCUCUGUGCCAUUAGUUCAUGGCAGACCUCGGUUCUACCAUCGUGGCUGGUUGCGGCUGCUGAAGGAAGGGGAAAGCUGUGGAGACUGCCGGCUGGACUUGUGCCCUGCAGCGCCCUCUAGCUGCCCGGCGGGCGUGGUGCUGGAUGAGUGCGGGUGCUGUAAGGAGUGUGGGAAUGUGGAGGGGCAGAUCUGUGACCCAGAUGGGAAACAGCGCUUCUACGGGCAAUGCGGGGAGGGCUUGGAGUGUGUAAAAGACUCCAGCAGGACCCCCGAGCCGCAGUGUAUGUGUCUCUCUGGGGACACUGUGUGUGGAUCUGACGGCAGGACCUACAAGAACGAGUGCAGGCUCCGGGAGGCCAGCUAUGGGGGUGCGGCCAACCUGAGCGUCAAACAACAGGGCCCCUGCUCCACAGUUCCCCUGAUCUCUCGCGCUCCUCGAGACUUGCAGAACUACACAGGAAAUGACAUCAUUUUUGGUUGUGAGGUGUCUGCUUAUCCCAUGGCUCACUUGGGAUGGAGGAAGAAGGGGAAGGAGACCUUCCUGCCUGGAGAUGAUGCUCACAUCUCAGUUCAGGUAAGAGGAGGACCUCAGCGAUAUGGGAUCACCGGUUGGCUGCAGAUUCAGGGUGUCACGAAGUCUGACGAGGGUGUGUAUACCUGCUACACCCGCAAUGCGUAUGGAGAGGCCUACGCCUCGGCUAGCCUCCAAGUGAUUGAUCAAGAUGUCACAUCCUCAAUGAUGAAGAUGAGGGUCGGCAGCCAGACCUCUAAUUACCUUGAGGAGGAAGAGGAAGAGUUCUAUGAUGAUACAGAGGAGGGGGAGGACGAUGGGGAUUAUGAGUCAGGAGAGUACCCUGAAUAA